Molecule: messenger RNA, 5216 nt
Organism: Sarcophilus harrisii (Tasmanian devil)
Lineage: Eukaryota; Metazoa; Chordata; Mammalia; Dasyuromorphia; Dasyuridae
Gene: TBC1D1
Product: TBC1 domain family member 1
Exons: 22
Coding region: 887-4843 (1318 amino acids)
Source: RefSeq, a predicted model, not a curated record
CUCUUCGGCCUGAGCUUUGGGGAAAAGCUGAGAACGGGGCAGCCCUGGGGGGUCGGGGCCCGGUCCCCAGGAUGCUCGGGCCCCGGCUCCCCGCGGCUUCCCGAGCAGCAGGAAGUUCGUUUGCCGCCUUCAGAUGUGCCCGCCUGGCCGGCCCAGGCCACUUUGAUGAAAGCGAAACUGGCACGUCCCCGGGGCUCCGGCCGCCCGCUCCUCCCGGCCCUUCCUCCCCUUCCUCCCUCCCCGCCCCUACCUGAUGCUUCCUCGGGGGCCGCUCCGUUUCCACUUAGCCCAUUGCCGGCCCCGGUAUGGUCCACUUUACAUCCCAUCUGCCCCUCCCCCUCCGUCCCCCCAGCUUCUUGACAUCCUGUUUUACAACUGCUGGGGAUUCGGACGGGGGCAGGUGGAGCCUUACAAGUGAGUGUUCAGGAACGAACUUUCCUCCCGCUCCGCCGGGAGCACCACUAGCCCAGGUGGAGCACCAUUACCCCAGGUGGAGCACCAUUACCCCAGGUGGAGCACCAUUACCCCAGGUGGAGCACCAUUACCCCAAGUGGAGCACUCGCUCCUCCUACGUAACGUCGGAGGUCUAGGUUAAAAGCCUCUUCCUGCUCCCCCCGGUGACUGUGAGCCAAGGACAGAAAUCUGCAUACUCCUCUCGGGAUCCCUGUAGCCGUAGUGGAGGUGUUUAGUUCAUCCGGGGGAGCAUCUCAUUCUCUGCAAGAAUUAUUUUGCAAAGGGAUUUCUUUGAAUGAGAUGUUAGGCAUUUCCAAUUCCUUCCUGGAAAACUAGUUCUGUGUCAGAAGUAAAAGAUUUGCUUUAAAAAAGAAAAAGAAAAAAGAUUCAUCUGAAGUAAAAAAUCCAGUGGGGACUCUUCUCAUUUUCCAAGAUGGAGCCCAUAACAUUUACAGCCAAGAAAUACGCAUUUCCCAGUGAGAUCUCGGUGGACUUUGGCCUCCAGCUGGUGGGCUCGUUGCCCGUCCAUUCUCUGACCACCAUGCCCAUGUUGCCCUGGGUAGUAGCAGAGGUCCGAAGAUUCAGUACGGAGCGCCCCAAAAAGGAGCCUGUGGCCAGUCAGGUCCGGCUCUGUGUCUCUCCUGCUUUCCUGAAGUGCGAGCCCGACCCAGGGAAGAGUCAGCAGUGGGACCCGCUGAUCUGUUCCAGCAUUUUUGAAUAUAAGCCCCAACAGGUCCACAAACUGAUUCAUAACAGCCAGGACCCAAGUUACUUUGCUUGUCUGAUUAAGGAAGAUACGGCGAGUCAGCAGAGCAUCUGCUACGUUUUCAAGGCUGAUGAUCAAACCAAAGUGCCUGAGAUCAUUAGCUCCAUUAGACAAGCUGGGAAGAUUGCUCGCCAGGAAGAAUUUCACUCUCAAUCCGAAUUCGAUGACACUUUCGCCAAAAAGUUUGAAGUGCUGUUCUGUGGACGAGUGACGGUGGCCCACAAAAAGGCCCCUCCGGCGCUCAUCGAUGAAUGUAUCGAGAAAUUUAACCAUGUCAGCUGCAGCAGAAAGGCAGAGCUGGACCUGCCAUCCCAGAACUCUGCAGCUCCAAAUACUCCCGGAGGGUUUUCCCUCACCGAUAAGUUCCGCUCUGUCUUCCAACCAGGGGGCAAUGUGGAACAGGAGCGAAAACCCAUGAGGAAAUCUUUGUCUCAACCCGGACUGCGUUCUUUGGCUUUCAGGAAGGAGUUUCAGGAUGCGGGCCACAGAAGCAGUAGCUUUUUUGGUGGCUCUUUUGAGGAAAAUGACAUUCAGAGCCAUCUCAUAAGUGGGCACAAUAUCGUGCAGCCGACAGACAUCGAAGAGAAUCGGACUAUGUUAUUCACGAUUGGCCAGUCAGAAGUUUACCUCAUCAGUCCUGACACCAAAAAAAUUGCAUUGGAGAAAAACUUUAAGGAGAUAUCCUUUUGCUCUCAGGGAAUUCGGCAUGUGGAUCACUUUGGAUUUAUCUGCAGAGAGUCUUCCGAAAACGGAGGCUUCCACUUUGUCUGCUACGUUUUCCAGUGUACGAACGAAGCCUUGGUCGAUGAGAUCAUGAUGACUCUGAAGCAGGCUUUCACCGUGGCCGCGGUGCAGCAGACGUCCCGGACGCCGGCGCAGCAGUGCGAGGGCUGCCCGCUGCAGGGCCUGCACAGGCUCUGUGAGAAGAUCGAAGGAAUGUCUUCUUCCAAAACGAAGCUGGAGCUCCAGAAGCACCUCACAACACUAAGUAAUCAAGAACAAGCAGCCAUUUUUGAGGAGGUUCAGAAAAUAAGACCAAGAAAUGAGCAAAAGGAGAAUGAACUGGUUAUUUCUUUCCUGAGGUGCUUAUAUGAAGAAAAGCAAAAAGACCACGUUCAUAUUGGGGAAGGAAAACAGGCAUCACAGAUUGCAGCGGAGACUGUCCGAAAUGAAUUGCCAAGUAGUGCCGCUCGGUUUAGGCUUGACAUGCUGAAAAGUAAAGCAAAGAGGUCGUUGACUGAAUCCUUAGAAAGUAUAUUAUCCCGGGGCAGUAAAGCUAGAGGGUUGCCGGAGCCUUCUGGGAGUGUGGAUCUGGACAGCUCGGGUUCGAGUACAUUCAGCAACGCCAGUAAAGUAAGCCCCUUCCCUGUGGCGGGACCUUCACAAGUAAUCAGCCCAUGUGCACUGGGGCCUGCAGUGUCUGAGCAGCGGGCUGUGGAUUUUUACCCCCACACAGAGGAGCUGUCUGUGGGUGAAAAAGAGACUCUUCCGCUCCCAGAAGGUUCCUUCCAGCACCUGGAAUCCUCGGUCGAUCUCUCCAGCGACUCUGAGAGCCCCUUGACCGAAGAGGCAGCCGAGCCGUCCCCCCGGCAGGACUUUCGCAGGCGGGCCAACACUCUGAGUCACUACCCUCUGGAGGCCCAGGUGUCCCCGGAGCCCCCCGAGGCAUCCCCGGGGACUGCCCAGAGGAGACUUAUGAGGUACCACUCAGUGGGCACAGAGACUCCUCAUGAACCAAACUUGAACCCACCUGUUGAUGAAUCUAAAAGCUGUUCAGGUCAGUCUUCGGCUCCUGCUCUCCCACCUCCUCGUCUUAAUCCCUCAGCCUCCUCACCCAAUUUUUUAAAAUGCCUAAAACAUAAUUCAAGUGGAGAACAGAGUGGGAAUGCUGUGCCAAAGAGCAUCUCCUAUCGCAAUGCCCUGCGGAAAAAACUUCAUUCUUCUUCCUCUGUGCCAAAUUUUCUCAAAUUUUUGGCUCCUGUAGAUGAAAAUAACACAUCUGACUUUAGGAACACAAAAAGGGACUACGAGUCCAAGACACAGCACCAUGACGGUAGCAGUGAGAGUCCCCUGAAGACCCGGCGGCACUCGUGGAGGCAGCAGAUCUUCCUCCGAGUGGCGACGCCGCAGAAAGGCUGCGAUUCUCCCAGCAGAUAUGAAGAUUAUUCAGAACUGGGAGAUCUUCCUCCUCGUUCCCCAUUGGAGCCAGUUUGUGAAGAUGGUCCCUUUGGUCCUGUCAUAGAGGAAAAGAAACGAACGUCCCGAGAACUCCGAGAGCUGUGGAAGAAGGCCAUUUUACAACAGAUUCUGCUGCUCAGGAUGGAGAAGGAAAACCAGAAAUUGCAAGCUUCUGAAAAUGAUUUACAAAAUAAACGCUUGAAGCUUGAUUACGAGGAAAUCACUCCCUGUCUUAAAGAUGUAACUUCAGUAUGGGAAAAAAUGUUAAGUACACCAGGAAGGUCAAAGAUUAAAUUUGAUAUGGAAAAAAUGCAUUCUGCUGUUGGGCAAGGAGUGCCUCGCCAUCACCGUGGUGAAAUAUGGAAGUUCUUGGCUGAGCAGUACCACCUGAGACACCAGUAUCCCAGCAGUAAACAGCAGCCAAAGGAUGUUCCAUAUAAAGAACUCUUAAAGCAGCUCACUUCCCACCAGCAUGCAAUUCUCAUUGACCUAGGUCGGACGUUUCCAACACAUCCAUACUUUUCGGCACAGCUGGGAGCCGGACAGCUGUCGCUCUAUAAUAUUCUGAAGGCCUAUUCGCUGCUAGACCAGGAGGUCGGCUAUUGCCAGGGUCUGAGCUUUGUAGCAGGUGUUCUGCUCCUUCAUAUGAGUGAAGAGGAUGCAUUUAAAAUGUUGAAGUUUUUAAUGUUUGACAUGGGGCUCCGGAAACAGUAUCGACCAGACAUGAUUAUUUUACAGAUCCAGAUGUACCAGCUCUCCCGGCUUCUCCAUGAUUACCACAGAGAUCUCUACAAUCACCUGGAGGAGCAUGAGAUCUGCCCCAGCCUCUACGCUGCCCCCUGGUUCCUUACCAUGUUUGCGUCCCAGUUCCCGUUGGGAUUUGUAGCCAGAGUCUUUGAUAUGCUCUUCCUUCAGGGAUCAGAGGUCAUAUUUAAAGUGGCUUUAAGUCUUCUAGGAAGCCAUAAACCCUUGAUUCUGCAACAUGAAAACUUAGAAAACAUAGUAGAAUUUAUUAAAAACACACUACCCAACCUGGGCUUGGUGCAAAUGGAAAAGACCAUAAAUCAGGUGUUUGAGAUGGACAUCUCCAGGCAGUUACAAGCCUAUGAAGUGGAAUACCAUGUGCUUCAGGAUGAACUGAUCGAUUCAUCUCCGCUCAGUGACAACCAAAGAAUGGACAAAUUGGAAAAGACCAACAGCAGCUUGCGAAAACAGAACCUUGACCUUUUGGAAGAAUUGCAGGUGGCAAACGGGAGGAUCCACAGCCUCGAAGCCACAAUUGAGAUUCUCCUGGCCAGCGAGGACAAACUGAAGCAGACGGCCUUGGCUUUGGAACUAGAAAGGGCGGCCCUUCUGCAGACGGUGGAGAAACUGCAGAAAAAGGCAGCCGAGCUGGGCAAUGGCGAUCCCGGGCUAGCCGAGCCGGAGCUCCAACGAGACAACUAAUGGCCGGCUGCCCUUAGGGACUGGAUGAACUCUCCCCACAGGAAGGGACAAGGGAAGGCCACCUGGGCACCGGCCCCGGGAGGACUCGGGCACCGUCUGCACGACUGGCCUGGCCGAAGCUGAGGGAGGCAGACGGAGGAGCGGGAUGUGACUAAGGAGAAAGUACUUCUCAGGGAGGAAACUCUUGCUUUUGUUAUCAUGGGAAGUCUUCUGACCUAAAACAAAUGCAAUUAAAAAGUUGGGCGGAGGGAGAGAUCUUCAAUUACUUUUUUUUUCUUCUUAGUCCCUAAAUCUAUUCCCCUCCGUGCCGGUUACUAUACUAUAUUUAGAUAGCCCUUUGAUAUGAAUAAAUGCACUUUUAUGUUAUGCUGUA